Messenger RNA from Polyodon spathula (Mississippi paddlefish), 1264 nucleotides. RefSeq names its product protein TEX261-like. The record is from RefSeq and is a predicted model, not a curated record. Gene Ontology annotation, molecular function: COPII receptor activity. Gene Ontology annotation, cellular component: COPII-coated ER to Golgi transport vesicle; Golgi membrane; endoplasmic reticulum membrane. The transcript has 6 exons. NCBI's taxonomy places the organism in Eukaryota, Metazoa, Chordata, Actinopteri, Acipenseriformes, Polyodontidae. Gene Ontology annotation, biological process: endoplasmic reticulum to Golgi vesicle-mediated transport. Bases 126 to 716 code for a protein of 196 amino acids.
UGUCGCCGCUCUGCCUCCCAGGUUCCAGCGUUUGGUGGGAGGAACUUUGUUGUGAUCCAUUUACUUACUCUUCCUAACACUUUUUAUUUGUAUUUAUUUAUUUUUUAAAUAAUUUUAUAUAAGCAAUGUGGUUUACUUAUUUUCUCAGCUGGCUCUCCCUGGUGAUACAAAUCUUAUUUGUCACAUUAGCAAUUGCUGCUGGUCUCUACUACCUGGCAGAGUUAAUAGAAGAAUACACAGUAGCAACCAGCAGAAUCAUCAAGUACAUGAUAUGGUUCUCCACGGCGGUGCUGGUUGGGCUGUACCUGUUCGAGGGAUUCCCUGCAGUGAUGAUGAGCGUGGGGCUCUUCACAAACCUUGUCUACUUCGGGCUGCUGCAGAGCUUCCCCUAUAUCCUGCUCACCUCGCCCAACUUCAUCCUGUCCUGUGUACUGGUUGUUGUAAAUCACUACAUGGCAUUCCAGUUCUUUGCAGAGGAAUAUUAUCCUUUCUCUGAGGUCCUGGCGUACUUCACGAUCUGCCUGUGGGUAAUACCCUUCGCUUUCUUCGUGUCGCUGUCGGCCGGGGAGAACGUGCUUCCUUCCACAGUGCAGCACGGAGAUGAUGUGGUAUCAAACUACUUCACCAAAGGAAAGAGAGGCAAGCGCUCUGGAAUCCUGGUCAUAUUCUCAUUCCUCAAAGAGGCAGUGCUGCCCAGCAGGCAGAAAAUGUACUGAGAGCAUUGGAGAGGAUGGAACAGGGAAAACAUAGGUUUAAGAAACCAGGGGGGGAUAAAAAAAAAAAAAACACUGCUUAUUGCACAUCUGCGGUCUGUGGAAAGAAGAAUUUAGGGAAAGAAGGAAAAAAAGAGACGACCCUGGUUGUCGACUUUGGACUUGUUAUUUUUUUUAGAAAUCCUAUCAAUAUGAUUUGAGAAUGCAAAGACUGUACGGCAUGAGAGGGAAACAAAGAAAAGGAAGGGAUGAUGUGAGAGAGAAAGAGCGACCUGGAGAGGAGCCAGAGCACAGAGUAACGGGGCAGAUCCAAGUGGCUGUGUUCGUGCCUGCUCUCCAGAACGCUGUGCUUCUGUGAAUGAUUUGAGAUUAACUAUCAUUCUUUUUGUAUCGUAUGCCUGUUAUUGGCAGUCUGACUGGGGAUUUCUGCUUUAAUGAUGGAAAUGAAAAAAGGACGUAUUUGAUUUACCUGCUAGAUAAAACCUGGAAGGAAUAGAGAAGAUGCUGUUAGCAAAUAAAUAAAGAAAUAGUUUAAAAAAAAAAAAAAAAAA